Molecule: messenger RNA, 17828 nt
Organism: Amphimedon queenslandica
Lineage: Eukaryota; Metazoa; Porifera; Demospongiae; Haplosclerida; Niphatidae
Product: protocadherin Fat 4-like
Exons: 5
Coding region: 148-17643 (5831 amino acids)
Biological process (GO): homophilic cell-cell adhesion
Cellular component (GO): plasma membrane
Molecular function (GO): calcium ion binding
Source: RefSeq, a predicted model, not a curated record
CAAGUAUUCUUGCUUUUGUGUUCUUGGCAUUUUUACUGUCUCAUGAGAAUACGUUCCACUCACAGACCGUGAAGAGUUACAAGUAAAUCCUACGCAGCUACAGACCAAGUCUUUGCAGCAAAAGUCGCUCCACUCGUCAAGUUCGUGAUGCCUCGGCUUUCUCCGAGGCUACCCGUGCUGGCCUUUCUCUUGCUGAUUUUGCUAGGAGCAGCAACACGUAUUGCAGCUCAAGCAAACACAGUCACGAUUAAUCAAAAUCCUCCUGCUGGUCAUGGUUUGAUUAACAUACCAUGUAGUUUAGAUGGUGAUAAAACAUUCGACAUUUUAACAGUCAUACCAGCAGGUAAUGUAUCAGUCGGAAACUUUACAGUUGUAGGAGGGAAACUGCAAUUAGCUGUAGCAGCUGUGAACAUACCGGAAGGUACAUAUACCAUUUCUAUUUCAUGCAGAGUAGGAUCAGAAACUGAACCUGUUGCGAUAACACUCAUAAGAGUAGAACGGAACCAAUACCCACCAGUACUGGACCAUGCUAGCCACCUGUACUAUACAAUAUCAGAGAAUUCACCCACUGGUACAGUAGUAGCUAAUAUUAAUGUUACUGACAAUGAUGUUGGUACGUAUGGUACUGUAACGUUCACAAUCAACUCUGGUAGCAUCAGCAAUGCUUUUUCUAUCAACUCUCAGACUGGUAUAGUCACGGUUGGAAACACGCUAAAUUAUGUUACACAAAAUGUAUACAAUCUCACAAUACAGGCAGCAAACCCUGCUGAUGUAUUCUCUCCCAGUGUCGUCCAUUAUGUCUUGGUCAAUGUCUCUGUAUCACUGACAGCCGUCCCACGCUUUAACGCAACUCAAUACUCAGCCAAUGUGCCUGAAACAGGGGAAGCAAGAACUGGUGAAGUAUACGAAAGACCAGAGACAGGCUUCAUUACAGUUCAGUGCACUGAUCCCGACACUACUGACAUUACCUAUUCACUGGAAGGUGCGAAUUCUAGCGUAUUUAGAAUCAAUUCAACUACCGGAGAAUUAAUGGUACUCAGUGAUCUAGACUAUGAUAAUGUUAAUACACAGUUCUACGAGUUUAGUGCUGUUUGUUCUGAUGGCGAGAACGCUGACACGGCACUAAUACAAAUAACAGUAUCUCCGGUAAAUGAGCACGCACCUACAGCUACAGUAUAUGCACCAGAUACCAUCCUGCAUGGUGGUGACACCCUGUUCUAUAGUGGACCUGAAACGCAAUUUAACGCUGGAAAAAUUCUCUUAAAUGCAAGCGAUCCUAAUUUUAGAAUAGUCGGCCAUGAUGCUGAUCUUGGUGAAGACGGUGAAGUCACUUUCUCUCUUGUUCCUUCCCUGACCAAUAGCCGUGGUCAGCCAUUCUUCUCCAUCAACGGUUCCACAGGCCACAUGGUCAUAAUAAACUCCAUUGACGUGGAUAGUGAGGGACUCCAAUCAGCAGCCUACAGCUUUCGUAUCGGCCUCUCUGACUCAUCCCGCAAAAUCACCCUAGCCAAUGUCGUUGUAUUUAUGCUAGUGUAUGCUGCCGCCGAUGAAGACCCCAUCUUUUCACAGGCCAGCUACCUUAGGUUCCAAUCAGAAGCAUCUUACACUGGAGUCCAACUCCUCAACAUGACUUGUACUGAUGAUGAUAUUGGUGCAGGAGCCUUUUCUAGGAUAGCAUUCCUUCCACAGGACGAACAGUCACAGAAUCUCUCUGGUCGCUUCAGCCUCAACAGUCAAACUGGGCAACUCUCUUUGAGCAGUCCCCUAGACUACGAAACAGAGCAAGUAAUCACAUUCACUGUAGUCUGCUAUGACACUGCUAACUAUAACGACACAGCUAUAGCUAGGAUCAGUGUUGUACCAGUUAAUGAUGAAGUACCUUACUUCCCAACUGAAAACUACACUUUCCCCGUAUCAAGGACGACUCCAACCAAUUUCUUUGUAAUCGGUCAAGUAAAUGCCAUGGACGAUGACCUUGGCUAUGGAAGCAAUCUCACCUACUCCAUGGAGAGUGAGUAUUUUGUUAUAUCUCCCUCAACUGGAACAAUAUUUCUCACUGGAUCAGUACAAAACGUAGAUGGCAAUGAAAUAGAGCACAUCGUCACAGUUCAUGAUGACGACGCUACUCAUUCUGCCACUACAUACAUCACUUUCAAUAUCACUGAUGGUAACUACCUAGCACCCGAAUUCACGACAAAUUACCCAUUGAUUGAAAUCAGUGAGUUGGAGCCUGUAGGAUCUCCGCUAGUCACUCUAUUCUGUAAUGAUACAGAGGAGGGAGAGAACGGCCGUGUAUCGUACAGUAUAGUAGCUGGUAACGUUGCUUCUUCAUUUACAGUAGACAGUGUCACUGGUGUACUCAGUGUAGCCAGGUCUCUUAUUCUACCACAAAAUACUACGUCAGCCAGUUACCUCCUAGAAGCCCAAUGUACUGAUCACGGUGUACCUCGUCUACAAGACAGCACCAUUGUCCGUAUACAAGUGUCAUACGCCAGCACCGUUAGCCCUGAUAUCAGCAAUGAUACGAUAAUAGCAUUCAUUGACGAGGACGCUAAUGUUAAUGAUGUAGUUGUCUCGAUUACAGCAGUGUACUAUCAGGACAAUCUUAACUUCUUUUUCCAAGAGGAAUCAGUUCCCAAUGCUUUCUUAGUACACUCAUCCGGUACAGAAGGCUCAGUCCUAGUGAACUCUAUACUAGACAGAGAGACAUACAUAUCAUACACGAUGACUGUGGUAGCUGAGGUUAUAACGGAUACGAGUAAAAACGACAGUGCAGAGUUGUUUGUAUAUGUACGCGAUGUGAAUGACAAUGAUCCUUUUUGCACCUCUUCCUCAGAUACUCUACAAAUAUUAGAGACUACCCAAAAGGGGGCAGUUCUCUUUGACUUCAACUGCACUGACUCUGAUGUAGGCCAGAAUGCAAACCUCACCUACUCCCUUUACAACAAUUACGAUAUCUUUGAAGUCAAUUCCGAGGGAGUCCUCUAUCUCUCUGAUCACCUAAAUGCCUCCAAUUUGACAACAUUCCAACUAAUACUAACUGUAUCUGAUCAAGGAUUCACUCCUCGUAGCAUCACUUUCUCUACAAUCCUCAACGUCCUAGCACUCAAUAACUUUGCUCCAUCAUUCACUAAUCUCCCGACUACCAUUGGCCUAGCAGAGUCCACUCCAGUAUUCCAGCUACCAGUGUUCACUGUACACGCCGUUGAUAACGACAGGGGAAGGUUUGGUAUAGUCCGAUAUUCUCUAGUGGGUCAGUCUGGGCUUCCAUUCAUAUUAGUACCCAAUACAGGAGAAUUAUAUAUAAGUAAUAAGCUGGAUCAUCAUGAUACUAAUCAGUACACGCUCAAUGUCAGUGCUAGUGAUGGGGCCAGCACUACAUAUUCAACACUUAUUGUUAAUGUGACUGACAGUAAUGAGCACUCUCCUUCCUGCUCAUCAACUCUCUUUGCCCGGGUCAUACUAGAGGGUCUGGAGCCAGCUAGUGUAGAGUCCAUACCUCUUGGUUGCACUGAUGAAGAUAGAGGAACAUAUGGUGACCUUUCUUAUGAAAUAACAUCAGGUAAUACUAACAACGACUUCAGUGUUAGCAGUAGCGGAUCAGUCAUGACUAACAGGGCGCUUGAUUAUGAGUUAGCACAAUCUUAUGAGCUCAUAGUGAGAGUCUCUGACGGAGGAGACAGAUCCAUUGACGUUACAGUAAGAAUAACUGUCUCACCAAAGAAUGAGCAUAGUCCUGUUAUUCAUAACGGUCCAUUUAAUGUGACGCUGGUUGAAAACACGGACAUUGGUCACACAGUUUUCGUUGUUAAUGGUACGGAUGAGGACCAAGGGGAUGAUGGUUCUCUGGAGUAUAGUUUGAGCCCACAGCAGACAGCAUUUGGGAUUACCAAUGGAGGAGAGCUGAUAGUUACUGGAGUCAUUGAUCGGGAAAAGAAGAGCUCUUACUCUUUUAGUAUAAUAGUUAGAGAUAGUGGCUCUUCUGUAAUGUCUGCAUCAACGACAGCAUCAAUAUCAAUAUCAGAUCAAGAUGAUUCGCCUCCAACUUUCACUCAAUCACUUUACGUUGAAUCAGUGUCAUCAGAAUCAGCCGAAGUAGGGGAUACUGUUGCAUCAACUCGGUGCACUGAUCCCGAUCAAGGAGAUAACGCAGAUUUGACUUACUCGAUCAUUUCAACCGGCUCCCAUUCAUCGUCUUAUUUCAGUAUAAAUACUAACGGUGAUGUGGUGAUAUCAUCCACAUUACCAGUGAGCUCAGUUUACUCAAUCACAGUUCAAUGUUCUGGCCUCCUCAAUCCUAAUCUAACAGACACAGCAGUUGUGAGUCUCACCAUUCUUAUACAGAGCAACAUAACAUUUGAUAAUUCUACCUACAUGAGUACAAUAAGUGAAGACACUCAACCAAUAUAUUCUAUACUUACUGUCAAUGCCUCAUCAAUCUCUGGCUCCUCUCUAUCCUAUUCUCUCGUGUAUUCAUCCACAGUAUUUCAAAUAUCGUCAUCAUCUGGUGUGAUCUCUCUAAUCAGUAAACUAGACUAUGAGACUCAGCAGUCAUAUGCACUCAUUGUUCAGGCAACAGAUAGCGGGACCCCACCUAACACUGGUCAAGUAGCAGUCAAUAUAUUUGUUGAAAAUGUAAACGAUAUGUCUCCGGUAUUCACUAACGCAACGUCCUCAGUCUCCAUAAAUGAAGGUCAGGAGUACAGUCUGCCAGUGGGCCAGUUUGAGUGCACUGAUGGAGACUUUGGGCCCUUUGGUGAAGUGACCUACAACAUAACAAGUGGAAAUAGCAAUGGUUUAUUCAGUAUUGAUGAAACUGGUGGGCAGCUGCUGUUAAUGGGUGAGGUUGACUAUGAGACAACACAAUCAUUAACGUUACAAGUAACAUGCACUGACGGUGGUCAAGCGAGUCAGUCUACACUAGUAUCAGUCUCUAUACAGCCGGUAAAUGAAGUACCACCUGUAUUCACAUCAACAGGUGUAGUAUCGCUCACUGUAGCGGAAUCACUUAUAGUACCAACACUGAUAACAGUUAAUGAUGAAUUGGAAGCUACAGAUGCUGAUCUGGCCCCCCAUAAUCAAGUAUGGUAUACUAUAAGUGCUGGUAAUUCGGACUCUACUUUUGCCAUAUCCUCAACUGGCGGCGACCUCACUCUCAUAAAGGAGCUGGACUAUGAAACAAGACAGUCUUACACACUCACAGUUCAAGCCGAUGACAGUGGCGGAGCCUCCAAUCCAACCUACACUGUUUUAAACUCUACGCUAACAGUAGAUAUCAUAGUAACUGAUGCCAAUGACAAUACACCUACAUUCUCUAAAAGCGUCUAUGUUGGAUCAAUAUCAGAAUCAGCUCUCAAAGGAGAUUACGUUAGCAUGGAUCCACUCAAUUGUACUGACAGGGACUCAGGUGUAAAUGGAGAGACAACACUCACUAUAAUCAAUGGUAAUGAUAACUAUGCUUUUCAAGCACUAUCAAACGGUAGAAUCAGUGUUAACAAUACACUUGAUUUUGAAUCAGAAUCAUCAUAUAUACUGACCGUUCGAUGCUCCGAUAGUUCCCAGUCUCCUCGUGUUGUCGAUGUCACUGUUAUCAUCAAUAUUGAUGAUGUAUCAGAGUUUGGUCCUGUUUUUCAAAUGUCCUCGUAUGAGUUUUUCGUCAACGAAACGGCACUACCAGGGACAGUGGUGGGUCGAGCGGUUGCUGUUGAUCAGGACACUGGAUCAGCUGGUGAAAUAACAUACACACUCACCAAUUCCAGUGAUGUACCAUUUGGAAUCAGCACAACUAACGGCGAUAUCUUUGUACUGGUACCAUUAGAUUACGAGACGGGGCCUAGUGUAUACAAUCUCAGGAUAUCAGCUUAUGACUUUGUAAAUCAAUCUGAUUCCACUGUAGUAGCCAUUACAGUACGUAAUAUUGAUGAGUCAGCUCCUACAUUCCCAGCCUCUAACUACUAUGGUACGAUAAGAGAGAGUCUAUCGCCAGGUACUGCAGUGUCUUUAGUUAAUGCAAUCAGUUGCUCUGAUCCUGAUGAUGAAGCUGAUAACAUUCCUCCAUCAUUCUCAUUAACAUCGUCUACUAAUGAGCCCCUACCUCCAGACUACCCAUUCAACAUACACCAGGCAACAGGAAUACUAACAUCACUAGCUACGCUUAACCUUGAAGCUACCAGCAGAUACACAUUCAGAGUACAGUGCAGGGACAGUGCUGGUAAUUCAGCCUUUGCUGGUGUCACUAUUGACAUUACGCCUUUCAACGACUUUGCACCAGUGUUCAGUAACACGCCAUACUCACACACAAUAACUGAAGGGCUACCUCUCAACUCACUAAUAUUCACAGUAUCAGCUACAGACUCUGACAUAAUGAGCUACAAUGCUAUCACGUACGGUAUAGUAGCUGCCAGUAAUCCUGAUGGACGAUUUACAAUAGAUACGACAUCUGGAGCUAUCAGAAAUAUACAAGACAUUGACUAUGAAGAGCAAACGUUUUAUUCGUUAAACAUAUCAGCAACUAAUGUCAUACCAGUCUCUGAUAACAGUGGAUCACAGUCCUUAGCAUCAUAUGAAAUAUUAUCCCUAACUAUUAAUGAUACUAAUGACAAUAGUCCAAUUAUCACUCCUCCUGCCGCUUCAGCUCUCAUUACAGUCGAUGAUCCCCCAGGGACUUUUGUGAUAACAGUCUCCUGUACUGAUGCAGAUAGUGGAGCCUAUGGUAACACCACUCUAUCCCUAUCGGGUUCCAAUGCUGGUAAUUUCGAGCUCCUUGCUAAUGGUACUAUAAUCACAGCAGCUGAGAUAUUAGACACACAGAUAUUGUUAGUGAACUGCACUGAUAUGGGUUCACCACCUCGCUCAACAAUAGCACAGAUCACAGUAUCCUCUACCUCCACUAAUGACUUUCCUCCAGCUUUUAAUGAGACUCUUUAUGAGUUUUCUACACCAGAGAACACUACAGUGGGUGAUAGUAUCGGGUGUGUUACUGCCAGUGAUGGAGACAACCCAUUAACACCAGAUGGAAUGAUAACCUAUACGUCCAUUAGCAUAGCAGGGGCUGAUCACUUUAGAGCGGACGCGACAACAGGUUGCAUAAUAGUAGUAUCGGCUCUAGACUAUGAUGACGACAAUCAAUACACGUACAGUAUAAGGGCUGAAGAUGCUGGAGUGCCCAGAAGACAUACCCUAACAACAGUAGUCAUAUACAUUACAAAUAUUGAGUUUGAUGCACCAGAGUUCUCAAGCUCUGUGUACAGCCGUGAAAUGUCAGAAGGUUCUAGUGUAGGAGCAACAGUAAUACAAAAUGCAAGAUGCACAGAUAGGGAUGAUGAUGACAUUAUUACAUAUACACUAGAGGCUGGUAAUGAUGAUGGUAUAUUCAGUGUUAACAGCAGUACGGGUGUUAUUACACUCGCCUCAGGCCUGGACUAUGAAACAGCCAUACUCCACACGCUAACAGCAAGAUGUACUGAUAAUACUGGCCUGUAUGAUGAAGUGAAUGUAACUAUAACAGUAACACCAGUGAAUGAACAUACACCUUAUGUAGUAUCAGCAUUAGUGAGUAUAAAUGAGGAAUCACCUGUAGGUACACCUAUCACUAUUAUUGGUUAUACUGAUCUGGAUGAUGGAAUUGAUGGGGAGGUCACUUUUGAGAUAGUUGACAGUGUCCUACAUAAUCAGCUAUUCACAAUAUCAGACCAUACACUGAUACUCAAUGAUGUGCUUGAUAGAGAGUACAGAGGAAGAUAUGAUCUCGCGAUACGUGUUACUGAUCGUGCUCAAAUCAGUCGUAGCUCCAUUGAUUUCGUUAACGUAUCGUUAACUGAUAUCAAUGAUAAUGCUCCCUCACCCAGUCAGUCAAUAUAUACUCAAGCAAUCAAUGAAGAUACAGCAAUCAAUGCCACUGUGCUAACUGUUAGUUGCGAUGAUGAUGAUAUUGGUGAUAACGCUGUCAUCGAUUACACCAUUUCAGACGAUAACAAUCUCUUUAACAUUGACACUAGCGGUGUUAUCUCAGUCAAUUCUAAUCUUCGUUUCAGACCCCGUGAUGUCCUAGCAUUACAAGCAAUAUGUAGUGACAGAGGUCAACCAACCCUGAGCACUUCAGUACCCGUCACUAUAUCAGUUAGUAGCAUCAAUGACUACCCACCUGUGUUCAAUGUCUCAUUAGCAUCAGUCACACUGCCUGAAAACACAAGCAUUGCUGUACCAUUUAUUAAAGUCAAUGCAUCAGAUAAUGACAUUGGACUAAAUGGUAGAAUCACUUUUAGUCUCAUCGAUGAUUUCGACGAUCAAUUUUUUAUUAAUUCUGAGACUGGUGACAUAUCACUGCUGUUGCCACUGGACUACGAAACAGUUUCCUCUUAUGCAUUACAAGUUCUGGCUAUUGAUGGAUCUGAUGAUAGCCUUCACGACAACAGAAUGAAUGACACAAUGACUGUCAAUGUGACUGUAACAGGGAUCAAUGAACAUACCCCUGUAUGCAGUCAACCUGUUUAUUCUGCCUACAUCAAUAGAACCAGUUUAAACGAAGUAUUCCGACUAAACUGCUUUGACAGUGACCUGGGGGUUGAUGGCUCACUCUCUUACAGUAUAGUAGAUGCUGGAGGUUAUUCAUCAUUAUUUGAUAUCACUAGUGUAGGAGCAGUAACCCUACCAGCAGUCAUAGCACCCAAUGCCUCCGUUACGGUGUAUGUACUAAUGAUAGCAAUAACUGAUGGAGGUCAGCCAUCAAGAUCAUCACAAAUUCAACUAAACCUAAUAUACUCUUUUGACAACUUUUACUCUCCAAUGUUCAACCAAACGUCAUAUUCAUUUAAUGUGUCCGAGUCUCAGUCAGUAGGCGAAGUGGUGUACAGCGGUAUACUGGCCACUGACUCUGAUCCUGGAGUACAAGGAGAGAUAGAGUAUUCUGUAAAUAACACUGACCUAUUCAGAGUCAAUCCCUCAACUGGUGAGGUGUUUAUAUCAGAGACUAUAGAUUGGGAGAGCAUUGGUGAUACUACCACUUUCAAUGUUAUUGCUAGUGACAAGGACCCCAGCAGUCCGCGUAGCAGUGCAGUACCAGUCAGUGUAUACAUAACGGAUUCUAAUGAUAACCCUCCCCACUGUGAUGCUUAUUACUACACUGUUCAAAUAGGCAGUAGCCUAGGAGUGGGAUCAACAGUAUUCAAUGUUAAUAAUGUCUGUGAUGAUAGGGACGGUCCCUCUCACUCUACCCUCUAUUACGAAAUGGAGUCUUCGCUAUACAGCAUUGGUUACACUACUGGUAUUAUUAGUGUCAAUGGUACACUAGUGGCAGGGUCUAGCACAACCCUUACUGUUACCAUCAGUGAUAAUGGUGGGCUCAGUGCUUCAGCACUAGCAGUCAGUGUACAGGUCCGGUUUGAUAAUGUCCUCCCUCCAGUCUUCAAUGAAGCUCAGUAUGUCUUUAAUGUGUCUGAAGGUGCUGGCCUACUCGAGUCCAUUGGUACCCUACAAGCUACUGAUGAGGACAGCAAUAGCAAUGAUUUGAGUUAUGCUUUACAAGGAGCUGAUAGUAGCUUGUUUUACAUUGACUCAACAUCUGGUGGCAUUAGACUCACAAGUCUGUUGGACUAUGAGGUGAGGAGCAGUUACACAUUCAGUGCUGUGGUAGAGGACUCUGGCAGUUAUAAUGGCAGCAAUGUACUAUCAGGAACAACACAAGUAACGGUUAAUGUAUUAAACAUCAAUGAUAAUCAACCAAUGCUAAACAACAAUGGGCUGUAUGGCACUACAGUUAACAAGACCACUGCAAUAGGAACAAGUAUAUUAAGUAUAGAAUGCAGUGAUGCUGAUCUAUCUCCUUAUAGCAGUCCUGUAUACAGUGAUACAAGUGGUUUUGAGGCCAUACCAUUUAACUUUAGCUCACUAAGUAAUGGGGCAGGAUCUGUUAUAGUCUCAGAAGAUUUAAGGACACUCUCUGGCUCCGUUUCUUACACUGUUAAUAUAACUUGUGCUGAUGCUGGAGGGAGAGAGACAGCUGGCCAGAUUUAUCUGUUUGUUCCAGAGCUAGGAGCACCAAUAUUCAACUCAACAUCAUACGAAUGGGAGGUAAGGGAAGAUGCCAGCACUAACACCAUGUUCACUGAGAUUUCAGCUGAGAGUCAAGACGACACUGAUUUAACUUAUUCAAUCACUGACGGUAAUAAUGACGGAGUCUUUUACAUAAACCCACUGACUGGUGUAGUAUCAUUAGCUACCAGCCUGGACUAUGAAGAGACUGUGUCUUAUGGACUAGUAGUCAAAGCAGUGGAUGAGAGCAACAGAGAAUCAAGCACUUUCUUACUAGUGACUGUUAUCAAUGUGAAUGAUGAAUCUCCAUUGGUAUCACCCACAGCAUACAUGACAGUAGAGCAGAACAGACCUAUUGGAUAUCCCAUUGGUACAAUAUCCUGCUCUGACUCUGACAGCAUUGAGAUAAUGUAUGCCUUUGCCUCCACAUAUACAGCAGGAACAUUCAAUAUCAGUGACAAUGGUAUAGUACAUGUAAGUGGGGCACUUGACGACACGCCAGUACACGUAAUACCUGUGCUAUGUUAUGAUGUAGCAGAGCCUGAUGACACUUCUAAAGGUAUUCUCACAAUUGAGACUGUAUUUGUUAAUCUUUACAAUCCGACAUUUGAAUUCAGUUCCUACCAAACUUCGCUACCAGAGAACACACCUCUCCAGUCACCAGUGACCACUGUACGUGCUACGGAUGAUGACAUUGGGACUAACGGUGAAAUAACAUACUCGAUAGUAGGAGGGAACCCAAACAAGUUUUACAUUGACUCUCAGAGUGGCGUGAUAAGUGUGCUAACAUCACUUGAUAGAGAGAGUGUGGAUAGUUACAGCAUCACAAUACAGGCAACUGAUGGAGGCAUUAGUGGCAAUGCUACUAAUAGUAAUAGUGCGAAUACAACGCUUAAUGUAACGGUCCUGGAUAUCAAUGAUAAUGCACCAAGACUGUCACAAUUGGCUUAUGUGCAAUUCAUAUACACUAACCACUCCCUUUUAUCAACUGUAUUACAGGUGGAGUGUAGCGAUGGGGACUUGAGUGAGAAUGGAACCAUCUCUUAUAGCAUCGAUCCAGCUCAUGAUAGUUUCUCUAUCAACAGUGAAGGGAGUGUAUUAUUAACUAGUGAACAAAUGGAACAAACUGUGCACAGUUUUAAUGUGUUGUGUACAGACAUGAGCACUGCUCCUCUCUCUUCUUCGGCUCUUGUCACCAUCGUAGUCAGUAAAGACCAAUUUGAAGCACCAACAUUCACUAAUAAUAGCUACUCAGUCUCUAUACCAGAGGAUCAGGGGAUGUUGGAGCCAUUCCUAACAGUUUCAGCCACUAGCAACGAGUCUGGAGUGAGUAUAGUGUACAGUAUUAGUAAUGGCAAUGAAGGGACUGCUUUCUUCAUCGAUCCAUCAAGUGGUAAUAUAUCAGUAAUAUCUACACUAGAUUAUCUACAGAAUAACUUGUACACACUGACAAUAAGAGCUAGUACAAGUGGUUUUGUACAAUAUUCAUCGUAUGCCACAGUUACCGUGUCUAUAACUGAUGUCAAUAAUAAUCAACCUUAUUUCAUACCAACGCCGUUUUACAUUGGAUCAGUAAAUGAGGCAGGUGGAAGCCUGGAGCCAGUUGUAAGGGUCAACUGCUCUGAUACCGAUCCAAGCAGCAUCUUAUCAUACUCACUGAUAUCAAGCACUCCUAGUAAUGGAGUCAACUAUUUCAACAUAACAUCUGAAGGUCAAGUUAUCACGACUGGUCCAUUAGACUAUGAGAGUGUUACAGUCUAUACGCUGACUGUUCACUGUAGUGAUGGUGGUUCGACCCCAGCGGAGGCCAUUGUACAGGUAUCGGUACUGCCAGUCAAUGAGUUUAAGCCAGUAUUUGAAAUGAGCUCCUAUUCAUUCAGUAUCAGUGAGUCAGAGUCCGUAGGCUCUACCAUUGGUAAUGUAUCUGCCACUGAUGCUGAUGGAGGAACUGACGGACAGAUAUCUUAUAUUCUAGUUGAUCCUGAUAAUUCUUCGGCUAUUUUUGUAGAUCCAUCCACAGGGUCUUUGAUAGUAUCCAGUACACUUGAUUACGAGACUACUUCUUUUUACAAUCUCUCUAUCAUAGGGAGAGACUAUGCUGGAUCUGAGACAUAUGUACCAGUUGAAAUAACAAUCACAAAUGUACAAGAUGUUGAUCCAGUCCUCUUACCGUCGGUCAGCGUGUACAGCGGUCGAGUGGUCACCAAUAGCCCUCCCGGUCUAUUUAUAGAAUCAUAUACUUGCACAGAUCAAGAUGGAGGCAGUACUAGCAUUAGCAUUGAGAGUGGUAACGGAUUGGGGUACUUCAGAUUAAAUCAAUUCAAUCAUAUCGUGUGGAAUGAUAGCAUCAGUUUAACAUCAGAUCAAGUUGUAUCACUAAGCAUUGAAUGCACUGAUGAAUCUAAUGCUAGAGAUACUGCAUCAUUUGCUGCUGUAGUGGGCCCUCCUGGUAAAGCUCCUCCUCAAUUCAGCAUGUCCGUAUACACAGAGUCAAUAUUAGAGAAUGCUACCAGUGGUACUGAAGUACUUAGUGUAUCAGCCACUCCAGCUAAUCCUAACAAUACAGUGCAAUAUAGUGUAGUUGGUAUUACACUAGCUUCAUUCCCAUUCCAACUAGACCCAGUAUCAGGUGUACUUAGUGUCAAUGCAACACUAAACUAUGAAGACAUACAGUUGUACUCAUUCCCAAUACAAGCAAGAGAUGUCAAUGACAGCACAGUGGCAUUAGCCAUCAUAGAAGUGACCAUUAAUAACAUCAAUGACAAUCCUCCACUACUCCUCCCCGAGUCUCUCUCCCUCACUUUACCGGAGAACUCUCCUACCAGUACCUCAAUCGGUAAAUUCUCUUGUACUGAUGAAGAUGAUGAAGACUCCAUUACUUAUUACAUCGAGACUGAGAAUCCCACGUCAAUAUUCUCCAUAUCGUCCAGUGGAUAUUUGUCCCUUCAGUCUUCAUUGGAUUACGAAACUGUACAGAGUCAUAAUAUAACAGUGGUAUGCAGUGAUCAAGGGUCACCUUCGCUUACUGAUUCAUCCAUUGUACUCAUAACUGUAUCCCCAAUCAAUGAGCACAGACCAAUGUUUGAUAGUAGCACCUAUAACUUUAGCGUUAGCGAAAAGGCGCCACUGUCUCAGGUCAUUGGCUUCGUUUCCGCCAGCGACGAGGACGACGGUAACAACGGAGAGUUCUAUUACACAAACUAUGGCGGAAGUGGUGACUCCUAUUUUCUUGUUGGAUUCGACUCCGGGAACAUCUCAGUCACAAACUUUCUCAAUGCUUCAGAAUCAGAUGAACUAACAUUAGCUGUGGCAGCCAUUGAUUAUGGUCCUCCUUCUCCUCUCCUAUCAGUAGCGACAGUAGUCCUGAGUAUUGAGGAUAUCAACGAGAGUCCUUACUUUGGAGCAAUCAGUUACAUAGUCUCGACAAGGACAGAUAUAACUGGAGCUGGUGACACUCUAACAACAGUGCAGUGCUUUGAUUAUGAUGUUGGAAGUAACGCAAGAGUAUCUCUGUCCAUAGCAUCAGUAACUUCAGGUAUCAGUGUCUCACUCAGUAAUACUGGAAGUGGUGAUGGAUCGGUUUCUUCUUCACUUGUAACAGUCGCUUCUCUAAUUCCUGGUAGUCACGAGAUUAUAGUACAGUGCAGUGACUCUGGUGUGCCACAGCUAGCAAGAAAUGUAAGUGUCGUCCUAGUAGUGCAAGGGGCAAAUGGAGGGCCUGUGUUUGACUCUGCAGUAUAUGGUCUAUCAAUAAAUGAAGACAUAGAGAUCAAUUCUCAAUUGCUGAAUAUCACUGCUACUGAUCCUGAGGGAGAUGAUAUAGUUUAUACACUAACUGGAGGAACAGGACUUGGUACUUUUGGUAUAGAUCCAAGUACUGGCAUACUGAGGCUACUAUUGAAGCUGGAUUAUGAGACAACCUCUUUCUAUCUAUUGACAGUGACUGCUAGUGAUACUGACUCAUUGAAUCCAAUGUCAGCCAAUGUAACGGUCUCUAUUGUCAUUGCAAACGUGAACGAUCAUCCGCCAGUAUUAUCACCAUCCACUUACACCACAACACAAAUGGAAGGAAACCACACCAGUCUUAGCAUACAAUCGUACACUUGUACAGAUGCUGACGGAGGAACCACUUCCCUCUCUGUCUCUCCAGCUCCUCCUUUUGCCAUAAACAGCAACGGAGAUGUGACAUUCUCUGGUAUAAUAGACUAUGAAGAAGCUACAGUUCUUAGUGCUACAGUAACUUGCACUGAUAGUUCGGUUGCUGGAGCAGACAGCCCUCUGAGUACAACAGGGACAAUAUCAAUAAGUGUAAUACCUGUCAACUUCCAUGAUCCAGUCAUAACUUCUCCACUUGCUUUCAAUGUCUCUGAAGGCUCUAGUGUUGGUGAUGUAAUAGCAACCAUUACAGCAUAUGAUCCUGAUAUGAGAGGCAGUAUAACAUACCAGACAUCCUCUCAUUCGUCCCUAGCUACACUAAAUGCUAAUACUGGCCAACUGGCGCUAGCCAGUACUUUGGAUAGGGAAACUACGAGUGAGUAUGAUUUUGAAAUCACAGUCUCAGAUAAUGACAAUAUUCAAGGAUUAACUCCAAAGACCACAUCAGCUACCAUUACACUGAUAGUAACGGAUAUCAAUGACCACUCACCAUCUUGCGAUGUUACAUUACAGACAGUAACGAUACUAGCCAACACUUAUAACCAAUCCUUAUCACUGUUCAAUGCUUCUUGUACUGACAGUGACAUUGGAGUGAAUGCUGUGCUGAGAUACACAGUAGAUCAGAGCACACUCCCAACUGAGGGUACCUUCUAUCUUAAUGAGACGACUGGCUCCUUCUCUAUGAAUGGAACUAUCAGUAAAUCAAGUACUGGUAGCAUUGUUGCUAUAAGCGUCUCUGAUUUAGGAACUAAUCCGGUCUCUAACCCGGUACUGAUUCAAUUGAUUUUUAACGUGUUUACUGGCAAUGAGCCGCGAUUUGAGCCCAACUAUUUCAAUGUGACAAUAGCAGAGAACUACCCCAGCACCAUACCUGUGCUUAAUGGCAGUGUCCUGAUGAGCUCUCUCCUCAAUAUAGAGGACAGCUCUGUGUCGUUUAGAUUCAUUACUAAUACCACUGACUUCAUCAUUGACUCAAGCACUGGUGAUGUAUUCCUAUUAGCCACUAGUCAGUUGGAUUAUGAUGAGGGAGAGACCAGGUAUUCAUUAGGAAUACAAGCAUCAGUCAAUACAGAUGUAACCGAGGCCAUUCUUGAGGUAUUUCUAUCUGACUAUAAUGACAACCCACCUGUAUUUUCAAGCCAGCUUUACAAUGGAUCGGUAAAAGAGAACCUGUCACCUGGUCAAACGGUACUAACUGUGUCAGCUACUGACAUUGAUUCUGCUGAUAAUGCAAUCGUCAGGUACAGUAUAUUAUACGGGAGCACUGAUUUCUCUAUUGAUCAAAUCAGCGGAGUGAUCAAAACGUUGAAACAGUUUGAUCGAGAGGUCAUCCCGUCUUACUCGUUGUUUGUGAAAGCAGCUGAUCUUGGCCAACCCCCUCUCUCUAGCACCGUAACGGUUACCAUUUACAUUGGAGACGAAAACGACAGCCCACCUUCGUUCCAAAACUCGCUCUAUAAUCUACUGAUCAGUGAUUUAGCUCAACCUGGCGAUAUCAUUACCACGUUUAGCGUGACUGAUCCUGAUAUCACCGGUAGCAUCAAUUAUGCCAUAGUAGCAGCAGAUGCUGCUCUAUUGGAGUUCAUACAAUUGAAUCCUUUUACCGGUGAGUUGUCUCUCAAAGCUCCAAUACCUUCAGAUCAUCUCCUACUCUAUGAAUUCAAAGUCACAGCCAAUGAUCAGAUACACACAGUAGAGACAGAUGUUGUUCUACAGGUAGCAACACUGAGUCAGACGAGCAUCAGCUUAGAGGAGAAUGUAUUAGAUCAAACUUAUAAUGUAUUUAGCUUCCUGCAGCUAAGUGCCAACUUGAGUUCCAAUACUGUCUAUGAUAUCAUUGAUGGGGAUCCACUGGAACAAUUUGACAUAAGUGAGACUGGGAUAUUGUCAAAUAUAGAGUUCCUUGAUAGAGAGAAUAUAUCCCAUUACCAGCUCCUGAUAUCAGCAAUUGAUAAUACAACCAAUGAAAAUAGCAUAUUAGCAUUGAGCAUUGAUGUAGCAGAUAAGAAUGACAAUGCACCAAUGUUUAAUUCCAGUAGUUACAGCAUCACCAUACAAGAAGGACACUAUUCCGUGCCAACUGUUAUUGGGUUAGUAUAUGCUUCUGAUGCAGAUCAACCAAACACUGAGAAUUCACGUAUCACUUACAAAUUAUUAGCAAUACAACCACCUCUUAGUGAUACUACUGAAAUGAUCUUGCACGAAGUGACUGGUGAAUUAAAAGUCAGAGGAACUCUUGACCGAGAGACAUCAGAGACAUAUGAAAUGGUAAUACAAGCUGAAGACCACGGUGAACCACAGCCACUGAUUGCUUAUACAUCUUUAAAAAUGACACUAACUGACGUUAACGAUAAUGUCCCUCGUUUUGCAACCCCAGACGUAGCUUCAUUCAUAGUAUACUAUGCAGCUGGAGUUCCCAUUGGUACUGAGCCAGAGAACAUACUCUCAAUACGUCCCAUUGUACAGCUAGACCCAGUGAGUUCUGACAGUUUCAGAUUCUCAGAUGCCGAUAGUUCUGAUGUAGCCACAGCAUCACUAGAAGGCGCUGUUAACAUGAGCCUAGUGUCAAACUCCAGUCCAGCACGACUAGCAUCCACUGGAGAUAUAUCCACAAUGCUCAAUGGUAGUGUGUUCCAUAUUAUUAUCACUGAUGGGCUGUAUGUAGUUAAUAAAAGUGUCACAGUCAUGAUUAUACAGCCGACCCCCACAUCAUCUGUAUACACGUCCACUGCUAUUGAGAGCACAAUGGUCAUAUCUACUACUGCAACGUCUGUUAGCUUAUCUGUUACUCCUAGCUCCAGUAAUGUAGACUUUAUUAGUAGUCCUCUUGGGAUUGCUACAAUCAUUGUUGGAACGGUAUUCUUCUUUGCAAUCAUCCUCGCAAUAUUCUGCAUCUGUUGCUUCUGUUAUCAGUACUUCCAAAAGAAAAAGGACAACGAAAAAAGACGAACAACGAGUGUUUUCAAAAGAGUAGAAGUAGAAGGUAGACCAGCAAGGAAGAUUGAAGAGGCAGAUCUGCACAAGAAUCCAUCAUACCAGUACCAUGAGUUUGACCAAUUGGAUUAUCCUCAUUAUGUACCACAUGAUCCAAGCUUGGGACAGAUGUAUGGCGAAUACAAUGAGGUAGAAACAGAUUUUGGACAAAGUAUGAAUGGAUCACUACCACCAAUGUACCCAUACCCUAUGCCAUAUCCUGGCUACCCUAUGCAGUCUUAUCCUCAGUCCUAUGGCGGAUUCACUCCUGGUACAAGUAUGUCCGAAGUGAAGCCUUUCUCAAGCGAAGAGAGUGGAGAGGAAGAUACCUCAAAUGAAGAUAGAAUGAAGUACAGAAUGGGGCCGAUACUCGGCAGUGUUGUUGAGGACUUCCGGCGCGGGGACGAGGUACUACAGAAAGACGACGUACGCAAAUCAAAAAGUAGUCUAUUGAACUUGACCGGCAAGUCCAGGUCCAAGAAAUAAUUAAUAACUCACACAUGCAUACAGCAACCAUCAUCAAAGCAGCAACGAGAACAUUAAUAUUUUUUGAUUAUUAUUAUUACUAUUUUUAUUUUUAUCAUAUUUAAUUAUUAUGAUUAGUCAUAGGCUAUUUCGUGUACUUCUUAAUAUUGUUUUUGUUAUUUUGCUAUAAAAAUAUUUUAAAAGAA